Molecule: messenger RNA, 795 nt
Organism: Exophiala dermatitidis NIH/UT8656
Lineage: Eukaryota; Fungi; Ascomycota; Eurotiomycetes; Chaetothyriales; Herpotrichiellaceae
Exons: 1
Coding region: 1-795 (264 amino acids)
Source: RefSeq, a predicted model, not a curated record
AUGUAUUCGAGAAGCACUCUGCAGAAACAGCGUCGGGCGGUGCAGGUCGUCGCGGAGGACGACAUUAUAUCGAUCGCCUCGACCGCCACCACAGAUGCAGUGCCACCUCUCACCCGGUGUGCAUCGACUGCAACCUCGUUGACAUCUUCGGCAGACACAGACCUCGCGAGUAGUGUACUUGGAGAAGGACACGUGCUCGAGUCACAAGACGGAGUGUUGACGAUCCCGCUCCGAUAUCAAGAGGAUGCGGAUCUGUUGUGUCCGUUCCAGAUCCUCGACUGUGACCAGGUUUUUGCGGACAUCAUCCACUUCAAAAUGCACGUUUUUUCCCACUUUCGCGGCCACGAAUUACCCACCUCUGCCACUUGUUUCCUGUGUGACAAUAAGUUCAGCCAGCAGCCUGAUGAUGACCCAGCAUUUGCGUGGAAUACCAUGCUAUCACACAUGGUGCAUGAGCACUUUCGCAAGGGUCAACAGCUUGCAACGGUGAGGACUGACUUUGCCUUGAUGAGGUGGAUGUACAGCAGGAAGAUAAUCAGUGAGCAAGAAUUCAAAAGGACGCAAAUGGUACCACUGCCAACCCUGCUGCCAGGAGCGGCUCGCAGGCAGCUUGUGGACGUCGUGGCAGAGGUACCACACGCCCCGGCCGCAACACCGCCAGCUGUUAUAUUGGCGCACAUGGCACAGUCUGUUGGCUAUCAAAAUGAAUCUUUCACAGUCAAUGCAGGGCGCCGGCAAGAGAGACGUCGUCUUGACGCGACUCGAGCUACUGUUCGAGCCAGGAGUAAUAUGUGA